This is a messenger RNA of Alternaria postmessia, 2046 nucleotides long. RefSeq lists its product as uncharacterized. Lineage: Eukaryota; Fungi; Ascomycota; Dothideomycetes; Pleosporales; Pleosporaceae. The transcript has a single exon. Gene Ontology annotation, molecular function: flavin adenine dinucleotide binding; oxidoreductase activity, acting on CH-OH group of donors. Bases 1 to 2046 code for a protein of 681 amino acids. Gene Ontology annotation, biological process: secondary metabolite biosynthetic process. The record is from RefSeq and is a predicted model, not a curated record.
AUGUUACCGCUUUCGCGGCUUCUUACACGGCGUGCAGCCUUGUUUUCGCUUGUCGCAUCAACCGUCGCACAAUCGCCAACUUCUUUAACCGAUUCUACCACUCAUUCCACGGAGGCUAGACAAAUCGCCGACCCGAUCCUCGACCCCAUUCUCGAAACCAUUGGAUCAACUCUCCAGGGGGAUGGAUUGAUUGACAGUACACUUGGUGCUAUCGGCGGAAUACUGGGCGGCGAGCAAACCUUCGACUAUGUCGUCGUUGGAGGCGGAACUGCAGGUGCAGGCGUUGGCGUGCGACUAGCUGAGGCAGGGUUCAGCGUUGCUAUAAUUGAGGCUGGCGGCUUUUACGAGAUCGAGAAGCCGGUCUUUGGCACCACACCAGCAGGAUCCUUCUUUGGAAUUGGAUCGAGCCUUCUCGACACUGUACCGACGACAGACUGGGGUUUCGCCACGGAGCCACAGCCGCACCUGAACAAUCGCCAAAUUCACUAUGCCCGCGGUAAAUGCUUGGGAGGGAGCAGUGCCUUGAACUUCAUGGUUUACCACCGCGGGACCACGGCAAGCUAUCAGAUGUGGGCGGAUGCUGUUGGUGACCAGAGCUAUACUCUAGGAAACCUUACCCCAUUCUUCAACCAAGCAGUGAGCUUCACAGCCCCUGGAGAGCGGUCGCUUGACAAUGUCACGACCGCUUACGAUGCAUCGAGCUUUUCAAAUAGCGGUGGACCUGUGCAGGUGGGCUACGGAUACUGGGUUUCGAUCUGGGCAUCAUACCUCAAGAAGGCCUUCGAGGUUCUCGGUAUUCAGGAGAACACAGACUUCAACAACGGAAAGUUGCUUGGAUACCAAUAUUCGCAGAGUACCAUUCGGUCCAGCGAUCAGACUCGAAGCUCGUCGGUUGCUUACAUACACGCCGUACAGGCCAAUUCCGCGGCCUCAAGCAAUCUCAAAGUGUUUACCCAUACACAAGCGCGGAAAAUACUGUUCGACAAUUCUUCCGCCAGGCCUAAGGCAAGUGGAGUCGAGGUGUCAGCCCUUGUUGGGCUGGCACAGUACACCAUCAAGGCUCGUCGUGAGGUGAUAGUGAGUGCUGGAACGUUGCAGUCUCCUCAACUCCUCAUGCUCUCGGGCAUUGGCCCGACAGACGAGCUUCUGGAGCAUGGUAUCGACCAGAUUGUUUCAGCCCCAGGUGUUGGUCAGAACAUGUGGGAUCACGUUCUGUUUGGUCCUUCAUACUCUGUCAAGUUUCAGACUGUAGGUUCCAUACUCCUCAGACCACUACAAUUGGCCAAUGCGCUUGUUGAGUACAUAACGAGCGCCAAGGGUGCACUUACCUAUGCUGCCGACAUAUUGGGCUGGGAAAAACUUUCGAAGCUGGAAAGAUAUCGCGACACACUUAGUCAAAGCACACUCGAUGCUCUGGAAACCUUCCCCAACGACUGGCCCGAGGUAGAGUACAUCGCUGCCGACGCGUACGCAGGGAACUUUCGUUAUCCCCUGGCGCAACAGCCUCUGAACGGCAAGAAGUAUGUCAGUAUCCUUGGAGCCAUGGUGGCACCGCUGUCGCGAGGCAACAUCACACUCAAAUCAGCAGAUCCACUCGCUGCGCCGGCCAUCAACCCGAACUGGCUGUCUGAUCCAGCCGAUCAGGAGCUCGCUAUCGCCUGGUACCGUAGGAUGCGCGAGAUCUUUGCGACAAAAGACGUCGCAUCACAACUUGAGGAAAUUGGUGUUGAAGCGUACCCAGGGCUCGACUACGACAGCGACGAACAAAUUAUGGCGGUCAUCCGAGACAGCGCAAUCACAGUGUGGCACGCCGCUUCGACCUGCCGAAUGGGCAAGAGUGUACUCAGAGAUGGUGUUCGUGAGCGAGUCGAUGAAAUGGACGUCGUCGACUCUGAGGCCAAGGUUUUUGGGGUAGAUGGGCUUCGUGUUGUGGACGCCAGUAUCUUUCCAUUCCUGCCGCCUGGCCAUCCUCAAAGCACGAUCUAUGCACUAGCAGAGAAGCUCUCCCAGAUCAUUAUUCGGGAUGGUCGCAGUACUACGUCAUGA